Messenger RNA from Hepatospora eriocheir, 219 nucleotides. Lineage: Eukaryota; Fungi; Microsporidia; Hepatosporidae. The record is from the annotation of a GenBank genome assembly.
AUGUCUACCACUCAAAUUAAAGGUAGUGAAAUUGUUACUAAUUGGACGAACCACAUAAGGGUGGAAACUCAUGAUCAUAUUAUGAGUGAAAAACUGGGAGUGAAGGUAAAGUUGUACAAAUCGACGAAUUUCUGUUUAGAGGUCGUCGAAAUUACAACCGUGGAAGAUUUCUUUUGGGUGACUUUGUGGAGAAUAAUAGUGAUGCUGGCCGUAAAAUGA